Lottia gigantea (owl limpet) is the source of this 552-nucleotide messenger RNA. RefSeq lists its product as hypothetical. The transcript has a single exon. The record is from RefSeq and is a predicted model, not a curated record. Lineage: Eukaryota; Metazoa; Mollusca; Gastropoda; Lottiidae. Bases 1 to 552 code for a protein of 183 amino acids.
AUGAUAAUACGAUCUAAAAAUUGUUUUAUUCAGCUUGAGUAUAAUAAUAAUACGAUCUGUAAAAUUUGUUUUAUUCAACUUGAGUAUAAUGAUAAUACGAUCUGUAAAAUUUGUUUUAUUCAACUUGAGUAUAAUGAUAAUACGACCUGUAAAAAUUGUUUUAUUCAACUUGCGUAUAAUGAUAAUACGAUCUGUAAAAAUUGUUUUAUUCAACUUGAGUAUAAUGAUAAUACGAUCUGUAAAAUUUGUUUUAUUCAACUUGAGUAUAAUGAUAAUACGAUCUGUAAAAAUUGUUUUAUUCAACUUGAGUAUAAUGAUAAUACGAUCUGUAAAAAUUGUUUUAUUCAACUUGAGUAUAAUGAUAAUACGAUCUGUAAAAAUUGUUUUAUUCAACUUGAGUAUAAUAAUAAUACGAUCUGUAAAAUUUGUUUUAUUCAACUUGAGUAUAAUGAUAAUACGAUCUGUAAAAAUUGUUUUAUUCAACUUGAGUAUAAUAAUACGAUCUGUAAAAUUUGUUUUAUUCAACUUGAGUAUAAUGAUAAUACGAUCUAA